CGCUGUCGUGGGUGGUAUUUCGCAAUUGCGCAAGACCGUCAAUCCAUAAGACCUAUUGAAAGCUGAUCUCGUUUUUAGACUGACCAUCGCACAACGCUGCCGUCUUGGAAAUUGCGCAGGGAUCGCGGCUAACAUCUCCGCGGUCAUAAUCGCACCCAUCGCGAAGUCCCACCGUCCUGAAGUCAGCUGAUGUAUCGCGCGAUUAUACUUUCGAGAGUUUCGAGUGGCGCGCCGUAUCGAACCCAUCUCAGACAUGUUAUAACAUUACUGCAUUCAACUACAUUGCUAUUUGCAGCUUAUAUCAAAUACGAUAGGCACAGCGAGAUAUAUAUCAUAUAUAUAUUUUGCAAUUCGUGAACCGCGCAAAAUGCGCAUGUGUGCAAUACGUGAUACGCGACAGCUAUGAAAUGAAAGGUCGAUAUACAUCUACACCACUACACCAGUAUACCGUGAUAUGUUGCUACAGGCGCAGACGCUACAGCUUGCCUCAUCUGCACUUCAAAAUUACAUAAAGUACAGGAAGCACAACCAAAACAAACAGAUCGCAUAGCUUGUGUACUGUAUAAGUUAUAACUAAGAGCAAGUGACAAAGUUAGUAAUAGAAGGCACUUGAAUAUUCACUAAUAUUGGAAUCUUAAAAAAUCUCGCAGCUUAAACCGCGAUACGAUUAGUAUCUACAUUAAAAUCGGAAAUCAAUAUAGAAAGGAAGAAGAAAACUUCGUAGCUCCGCAGUUACGAUUUCUUUACGAAAACAUCGGCCCCUUUCUGGUUUCCUCUUGCAGUAAUGGAUUCGAAAACUUGGAUAUGGAGAUACUUAGUGGGCGUUCUGGGCCGAUAUAACGAUGUGGUUUAUAGGCAGCCAAAAUUUUCAACGCGCGAUUUUCUUAUAUUUUUUGGUGGUGAUGUUCAAGACAUUGAAGAAAGAAUGGAGAGGCAUUCAAAUAGCAAGAAAUAUAUGAAAUGGAGUUUAGAAAAUACAGUGGCUAUACUUUCUGAACAGUUCCCUAGACAUCAUAUAUUUGCUGUUCGUCCAUUCAAAGUGGCAAUAACUAAAAAUGCAGUAUUCAAUUGCUUCGACAAUUUUGUAUUAGGAAAUGAAUACGGCACUCCAACAUUUUCUCCAAUGCAUUAUGCUUUAAAGAAUUUAAGAGAGCUCCUUGUGUGUUGCUUGGAAUAUCUUAAAGAAUUAAAACUGGAAAAAGAUAUUGAUACAAUUGAAAGUACAAAUUUGAGUCUAAUGGGCUUCAGUAAGGGAUGUGCGGUUUUAAAUCAAUUUCUUCACGAGUUUCAUUAUUAUGAUGAGAACCCGAAUGAGGAUCCUCACAUGAAUAAUUUUAUUAAACUCAUUAAAGAUAUGUGGUGGCUAGAUGGUGGACACAAUGGUCCCAAAGAUACAUGGAUUACUGAUCAGACUGUACUUCAUUCCUUUGCUAAAUUAGGAAUACAUGCUCAUAUACACGUUACGCCAUAUCAAGUGCAAGACCAGUAUCGGCCUCAUAUUCAGAUGGAAGAAAACAGCUUCACUGUUACCUUACAAAAGAUGGGAGUACCUGUAGAACGAACUUUACAUUUUGCUGACCAAGCACGAUGUCUCUCAUCACAUUUCAAUGUUCUUACAGUCAUUAGAAAUGACGUACAAUAAAACUAUUCUACAUCUUUAAAUUCAUACUAUAUAAGUGUAUUGAGUGUUUGUUUUGUUGAAUCGUAAAAUUGACAACAAUAAAUUACAACUUGACUUCAGAAUCAAAAUUAAAUGUAAAACUAUAUGAAAAUUAUAAUCUUGUCGACUGUGAUUUCUGUAUUGCAAAGUAUUUCACAAUUUAUAGGAAAAGUUUAAUAGACUCUAUUUUAUAGAAUAUUUUCACAAUGUAUAUAUACUAUUAUAAAUAUGAUUAUAAUAGAUAUGAAGGUACAAUGUUAUAUAUUACUGUUCAUAUAUAAUAAUAUAUAAUAAUAUAGUAAAUCUAGUCAUAACAAAAAAUUGUUAAAUGUAAACUAGUAAUGUUUACAUAUAGUAUUAUUAUGCACAUUUUUUGACGAUAUUGUUUUGUUACCAUGUGAUAUAUAUAAUAUCUUUAUAAAUAAUUACUAGUAAUACUAAUAAAAACUAUGUUUAUUUUAUUUAACAAUCUGAAGAAAUAUAAUAAAGUUGUGAUUCCUAUUUUUUUUCUAUACAAAUCUCGUUUCGUAUAUUUUUUCUCCUAUUUUUAUAAUUACCAGCAACAUCAAUCUUCAUAAUUAUAAAACAGAAAGUACGCGCACAAAAAACUAUACACAUACACACACAAUAUAUAUAUGUAUGUAUGUAUAUGAAAGAGAGGGAGCUUAAUACAAUUAGGAACAAAUAAUAUAGCUGUAAAUAUACUAUCUUUGGAUAUACAUUACGUUAUUCCUUGAGGUAUUUUUCAUAAAUAUAUGUAUUACACUAGUUAAUAAAAAAAACUUAUGUUAUCUACUU
Messenger RNA from Monomorium pharaonis (pharaoh ant), 2458 nucleotides. RefSeq names its product UPF0565 protein C2orf69 homolog. The transcript is spliced from 6 exons. Lineage: Eukaryota; Metazoa; Arthropoda; Insecta; Hymenoptera; Formicidae. Gene Ontology annotation, cellular component: mitochondrion. The record is from RefSeq and is a predicted model, not a curated record. Bases 785 to 1642 code for a protein of 285 amino acids.